UCUGCUUCCGGGUUUCGGGUUCAAGUCGUAGACGCAGAGGAUUCUGGGAUUCAGGAGUUGCAAUGGUGUUUGUAUGAUCUUUGGAGGCUGCUGUUUCAUCUUUGAGCCCAAGUGAGCGGCAGGAGGAUUGCAGUGUAUCAUCCUCCUUAUACGGCGUAAAAAAUGACAACAGCAGCCAGGCCAACUUUUGAACCUGCAAGAGGUGGAAGAGGAAAAGGAGAAGGUGAUUUGAGCCAACUCUCAAAACAAUAUUCAAGUAGGGACCUUCCAUCUCAUACAAAGAUAAAAUACAGACAGACUACUCAGGAUGCCCCUGAGGAGGUUCGUAAUCGGGACUUCAGGAGAGAACUGGAAGAGAGAGAGAGAGCUGCUGCAAGAGAAAAAAAUCGGGAUCGUCCAACCCGAGAACACACAACCUCCUCUUCAGUGUCAAAGAAACCUCGGUUAGACCAGAUUCCUGCUGCCAACCUUGAUGCAGAUGACCCUCUAACAGAUGAGGAAGAUGAAGAUUUUGAAGAGGAGAGUGAUGAUGAUGAUACUGCAGCUCUUCUUGCAGAACUGGAAAAAAUUAAAAAAGAAAGAGCUGAAGAGCAGGCCAGGAAGGAACAAGAACAAAAAGCUGAAGAAGAAAGGAUUCGUAUGGAAAACAUUCUUAGUGGAAACCCUCUGCUUAAUCUCACUGGGCCAUCUCAGCCUCAGGCCAACUUCAAAGUUAAAAGAAGGUGGGAUGAUGAUGUUGUCUUUAAGAACUGUGCAAAAGGUGUAGAUGAUCAGAAGAAAGACAAAAGAUUUGUAAAUGAUACACUGAGAUCUGAAUUUCACAAAAAGUUUAUGGAGAAAUAUAUUAAGUAGUACAGUUUUAUGUGCUUAAAUGCUGUAAAAUGUUGAGGAUUGAUUUUGUUGUUUAUUCUUUCCCACCAUCUAAAUAGUGUAUAGGCUUCCCUAAUUUUAAGCUAUAAAAUACCUUGACCUUUGAUGAUGCAUUGUGAUAAUGGCAUGGGAAUGGGUUUAACAGUUUCCAUUCCCUGAAUGUUUCCAGUCACGUUUUGUUUUUAAUAUUGGCAAAGGAAAUGUGCUUGCAAUAAAUAUUUGUAAUCUAAACAA
Cavia porcellus (domestic guinea pig) is the source of this 1104-nucleotide messenger RNA. RefSeq names its product CWC15 spliceosome associated protein homolog (gene Cwc15). Gene Ontology annotation, cellular component: catalytic step 2 spliceosome. NCBI's taxonomy places the organism in Eukaryota, Metazoa, Chordata, Mammalia, Rodentia, Caviidae. Gene Ontology annotation, molecular function: RNA binding. The record is from RefSeq and is a predicted model, not a curated record. Gene Ontology annotation, biological process: mRNA cis splicing, via spliceosome. The transcript has 7 exons. The coding region runs from base 163 to 852 and encodes 229 amino acids.